GCCGAGCCAACAUGGCGGACGUGGGCUGCGAGUUUGACGAUUCUGUAUUCGAGGAGUUCCGGGCGAGGAAGGCGGCGCGGGGCCGGGAGCCCGGCUGCUACAAGGCCAAGUUCUGCGAGCCGGAGUGGUUUGUGGAUGAACUCUCAACAGCUGACGAGGUGGAGAAGCUGACUGCACUGAAGUUCCGCGGAGACCUGGCAUUCAAGCGCCAGGAUUAUCAGAAAGCAUUACGAGAAUACACCAGUAGCCUGGCUCUUGUUGCAGACACAAACAUAGCUCUCAGAAGAGACAUGCAGGAGGCUCAAGCUCGUUGUCUAAGUUAUCUUGGCAGAGGAAAAGAUGCCUUGGAUAUAGCACAAAAAUUGAGAUCUGUGGUAACGAACACCGAUCACCUCACCACGGUUCUUCAUCUCAAUGUUCAAAUUUAUCGGAAUGCUGGAAAUCUGACCCAGGAACUUUGCUGCUUACAACAGUUAAUUUCCUUGCACCCCCUCAACCCGUGGAACUGGAAGAAACUAGCUGAAGUUUAUCUAGGUCUCAAUCAAGCGUUAUCGUCUUUAACAGCACCAUCUGUCCCAGACUGCAAGGACAGGCACGGCUUCAAAACAUCACAGCUGUCAGCAAGAGAGACGGAAACCUGUAAAAUUGAACAAGGCAACGCACAGCAUCAAGAUGUGACCAAAAGAUCUCCCAUGUCUGUGGUUUGUGAACAGCAGUCGGUCUGUCCUGCAAGUGUGUCCACAGAGAAGAUUUCAGUUCUGAUGUUGGCAAGCUGUCAAAAGCAACCAUUUGAAUCAGGAAAUGUUCCAUUUUCCUAUUCAACUGUUGGUAAUAACAUUGAAAUCAAGUCCACAACUGGAGGAGACCUGAGGCAUUUUGCAUGUUCCUCCUUUGUCAGAACAAGGCUUCUGUUGCAGGUGAUGAAGUCUCAGCAGUCGUCAUUUGCUCUGGAGAGGAACCAGGCUAUGCAAGAAGAGAUCAGUCAGCAACUCAGCUGCCUAAAUAUAAGUGAAGAGGUGCUUGAUGCUCUAAACAAGGCAAUGGGGAAGGACCUUUUGUCAGACAGAAUCAAAAAUGGUGCUGAAACUGAAAAGUGUGCAGUUUUUCCCAAUUCAUCAGCUCUGGCCAACUUUACCAUUGAGUCAGGCUCGGACUUUGAGAAGAAAUGGUUUAAGAAGCCCGACUGCAGAUCGAUAUCACAGGCAUCAUAGGGCGGAGAGGAAAAAGAUCUUUGGAUAUUGCAAAUGUGGCUCCCAUCAUUGCUAAAGAGAGUGGAAAACAAUCUCUGUUUAUCAUGGACAAUUAAAGAACUAUGUUGCAGAGAGUACGUUGAGUGAACAGCAGAGCCAGAAAAGUAAAAUACAAAACAAAAACACACACCUGUGGUGGAUUGAUCAUGUGCUUCACAAUCUUGCUGAAGAACGGCCUCAUGCAAACGAGGCGAAAGAUAAAAACUGAUUUGUUCUUUACCUCAGCAGAGCACACUGAUAUACACUCUAUGCUCACUUGUGUCUCAUCAGUGAUACCGCUGCCACAUUCUGCAAUCACUAAUAUAACUCAGUGGCCAACAGUGUGAAUAGCAAUGUUCUUGUCCUGUGAUUUCAACUUUUAUAUUUAAGAUGCUCUGAAAUCUUGA
Amblyraja radiata (thorny skate) is the source of this 1636-nucleotide messenger RNA. RefSeq names its product chromosome 4 C8orf76 homolog (gene c4h8orf76). The record is from RefSeq and is a predicted model, not a curated record. Gene Ontology annotation, molecular function: protein binding. NCBI's taxonomy places the organism in Eukaryota, Metazoa, Chordata, Chondrichthyes, Rajiformes, Rajidae. The transcript is spliced from 6 exons. Bases 12 to 1211 code for a protein of 399 amino acids.